AACUUGUUUUGGUAGGUUCGUGUUGUGUUGUGUAAACGUUGUUAUUUAUUAAUUUAAUUCAAUUUUUGUUUCUAAAAUGAAGAAAUGGUGGAAUUGGGUGCUUGGAGUAGCUUUAGUUUGCCUUUUAUUCCUGGCGAUACCUUUAACGUAUUCUAGUAAGAAGCAGGCUGCGUUACAUGAAAUGUUUGAAGAAUACGUCGAAAAGUUUAAUAAAACUUAUAAAAAUAAUACAAAUGAAUACGAAACAAGGUAUCAACAUUUCGUGGCUUCUGUAGCGGAAAUAGAAAAGCUGAACUCCGAAUCACGAGGGCCAGACCAAUACAAAGCUCGAUAUGGUCUGACUCACCUGUCAGACAUGUCUAAGGCGGAAUACAAGGAUAUACAUCUAUCUGAUGAGAGGAUGAAGAAACCUCCAAGAUUGUAUGGUAAAAGUUGGAGCAAGACUAACGACCGUGACAAGUACUAUAUGGAAGAGCCCCACGGUGACCACCAGAGGAACAGAUGCUGUAGUGACUCCCAUGAUAACAUUUAUAUCAUCAUCAGGAAGAGACGUGCGGUGCUGCCUCUACAAGUCGAUUGGAGGGCGAAAGGAGUGAUAGGUCCCAUACGAGACCAGGGUCUGUGCGGGGCGUGUUGGGCGUUCAGCACGGUGGGCGCUAUGGAAGCCAUGGCAGCUAUAAAGACCGGGAAACUGGAGACCCUCAGCGUUCAGGAGGUGAUAGACUGCGCCGGACUAGGCAACAGCGGGUGCGCCGGUGGCGACAUCUGUUUGCUGCUCGAUUGGUUGCUCAUAAACGACACUCCCGUGGAGUUUGAUAAAGAGUACCCGCUCCGGCUAACAGAUGGCGCCUGCAGAGCGAAGAAAAACGCGACCGGGGUGCGCGUGGCCAGCUUCACUUGUGACGAUUUCGUGGGCGCCGAAGACAAAAUCCUAGAAGCACUUGCUACCCACGGACCAGUAUCUGUGGCGGUAAAUGCCCUUACCUGGCAGAACUACCUCGGUGGAGUUAUACAAUAUCAUUGCAGCGGUUCACCAUUCGACCUCAACCAUGCAGUAGAGUUGGUCGGCUAUGACCUCACGGCUGAUGUGCCGUAUUACAUCGCGAAGAACUCAUGGGGCUCCCAAUUUGGGUUAGAGGGAUAUCUCCAUAUAGCAAUAGGGAACAAUAUAUGCGGUGUCGCGAACGAAGUCGCUAGUGUUGAUGUUAAGUAAGACUUUUUGGUGGGAGACGAAACGUUAUUAAAAAAAAAGGUCGACUUUUUAGGCCCGAAUGGAUUAAUGAUAUCACUUAUUAUAAAAUUAUAUUAAACAUUGGCGUGACUGAGAUUUUAACAAAUUAUAUAAAAAACCAAACUUGAAAUAGCUGAUGUUAAGACUGACUUAUUAAAAAUACCUGACAAACUGAUGGGAAGAGUGAAGACUGACAUAUACAAAAGUAGGACUGACGAUUCAUUCAUGCCCUUAAAAAAAGCAUUUAAAAAUAAGGGUCUCAAAGUGAAAAAUGUGAUUUAAGAAGAAUUUGUUCGAUUUGAUUAACAUAAUUUUUUUUUGUUUAAAAAAAGUCCCAAUUAUGCAAAAUUGAAGUUAAAUAAUUUAAAGUUUAUUUUAUAUAGGUAAGUAUAUUGUCUUUUUAGCAUUAACCAAAUAUUUCUAAGUUCAGAACAUGAGACAUUAGGGCUAAUAACGUUUAUUUUAAUUUUUUGUGGAAUCUCUAGAUUAAUGCUUAAGUGAACUUCAGAAUUUAUGUGCCAAAUAUGUGCCUCAUAAAGUGCCAUUUUUAUAAUUUUUAAAUAGGUUUAAUUUGUGUUGAUUUAUACAUAGACAGAUACUUUAUGGAACAAAUAACAAUCAUAACAACGUUUAUAAUUAUAAUAUUGAGUUAGAUUAGAAAGAUGAUAAGUAUACUUAUUCGAACAAGAAAAGUCAUAAGAAUAUUAAGCUCAAAUAUAUAUUCUGCUUCGGGUGGUCGAGUUGUUAAGCUGUCAGAUUUUAAAACUUAGCGAUUAGCAUGGUCGAACUAUCGAUAUUUUUAAUAUACGAUAGUUGACCUCUAAAAUCAUCUACUCUAUCGAAAAAAUAGAUAGCUCAGUUUGGUACAAUAUAAUCGUAGACUACAAUACUAUCGAUAAUAAUUUCGAUCAAUACUAUCGACGGUUUUGACCAAUUGAUAGUAGCGACAUUAUCGAUACUAUUGCUACCAGGGAGUAACCAAAGGGAUAUAAUAAAUUUUAAUCGAUCAAGCUUUUUUUAAAUUUGUAUGUGAUUUACUUAAAUACAUAUGAUUACGUCUAUGUCCCUUGCGGGGUAGACAGAGUCAACAGUCUUGGGAAAACUAAUGUUGUUAUUGCACAGGGUUUAUAGGUAUUGCCUUAAAAGAUUAUACAAAUUUUUAUACAUACAUAUAUUUAGCGUAAGAAGUACAAAUGUUUAAUUUCAUCACAUUAUAAUUAUUUGUUAUUGUUGCUGGUUUUUGAUGUAUGUAUUUUAUUACAUUUAAGUGAUAUGAUGCAAUAAAUAGUUUAAGUUUAAGAAGCCUCAUAGUAGAAUGUUUGUACUUUCUAAAAAUAUGUUAGUAUUUUUGUAAUAUCGAUUUUCUGUUAUUGACUGUAAACAUAUCUAGUUGAAAUUAAAAUAAAU
Amyelois transitella is the source of this 2638-nucleotide messenger RNA. Its product is annotated as cathepsin O. Gene Ontology annotation, cellular component: lysosome. The transcript has 7 exons. The record is from RefSeq and is a predicted model, not a curated record. Gene Ontology annotation, molecular function: cysteine-type endopeptidase activity. NCBI's taxonomy places the organism in Eukaryota, Metazoa, Arthropoda, Insecta, Lepidoptera, Pyralidae. Bases 77 to 1213 code for a protein of 378 amino acids.